Messenger RNA from Vidua chalybeata, 5133 nucleotides. RefSeq names its product pyruvate dehydrogenase complex component X (gene PDHX). Gene Ontology annotation, biological process: pyruvate decarboxylation to acetyl-CoA. Gene Ontology annotation, molecular function: dihydrolipoyllysine-residue acetyltransferase activity. Gene Ontology annotation, cellular component: mitochondrion; pyruvate dehydrogenase complex. The record is from RefSeq and is a predicted model, not a curated record. The transcript has 11 exons. Lineage: Eukaryota; Metazoa; Chordata; Aves; Passeriformes; Viduidae. The coding region runs from base 257 to 1591 and encodes 444 amino acids.
ACUCGCCCCCGGGCCGCGAGCCGGCAGGGACUAUAGGAGAUACGGCUGCGCCCCGGGGCCGAACAGCCAGGCUGGGCGCGGGCGCGAUUGCAUUUGCCAACGGCUGGGGCGAUCGAGGCGGCUAAUCCCACGCCGGGUGCCGCGGGAGGGGCAGGCGGGGCACGGGGGCUCGCUGAAGCCGGCCCCCGGCGCUGGGGGCGUGCCCGGUUAUUUCUGCUCAGGCAGUCAGCGAGGUACACCUGGUAUUAAAGUUCUUAUGCCUGCACUUUCUCCAACAAUGGAAGAAGGAAACAUUGUGAAAUGGUUGAAAAAGGAAGGUGACACAGUGAAUGUUGGAGAUGCAUUGUGUGAAAUCGAAACGGACAAGGCAGUGGUUACCAUGGAAUCAAGUGAUGAUGGCAUAUUGGCUAAAAUACUGGUGGAAGAAGGAAGCAAAAAUGUUCGCUUGGGCUCACUAAUUGGUCUGCUGGUAGAGGAAGGCCAGGACUGGAAGCAAGUUGAAAUACCAGCUGAUGCUGGUGGUCCAUCUUCUGUGGCUCCACCAGCACCUGCACCUGCCUCAGCUCCUGCAGCUCCUUCAGUUUCAGCCCCUCCUAAGCUGCAACAUCAACCUGGGAAAUUGCAGGUUCGCUUAAGUCCUGCAGCUCGUAACAUUCUGGAGACACAUGGACUAGAUCCAAGCAAUGUUACACCUACUGGGCCUCGAGGAAUCUUCACUAAAGAGGAUGCUCUCAAACUUCUGCAAGAGAAGCAGAAAGGUAAACCCAGUGAAUCAAAACCUGUGGUUUCUCCAGCUCCUGCUGCAGUGCCUUCUCCUUCACAAGCAACAGCCGUGACUUCCUAUCCAAGGCCAGCAAUUCCACCAGUUUCCACACCAGGACAACCUGCUGCACUGGGCACAUUCACAGAAAUCCCAGCUAGCAACAUCCGAAGAGUUAUUGCUAAGAGAUUAACAGAGUCUAAAACCACCAUACCUCAUGCAUAUGCUGCUGCUGACUGUGCCAUUGAUGCUGUUUUGAAAUUAAGAAAAGAAUUGGCCAAAGAUGACAUUAAAGUAUCUGUAAAUGAUUUUAUUAUCAAGGCAACAGCAGUUACUCUGAAGCAAAUGCCAGAUGUGAAUGUAACCUGGGAUGGGGAAGUCUGCAGGCGGCUGCAGUCCAUUGACAUCUCCAUUGCCGUGGCAACGGACCGAGGGCUCAUUACACCAAUCAUAAAAGAUGUUGCUGCCAAGGGAAUACAGGAAAUUGCUGCCUCUGCAAAGGCUUUAGCAAAGAAGGCCAGAGAUGGAAAACUGUUACCAGAAGAGUACCAGGGAGGAUCUUUUAGUAUCUCCAAUCUGGGCAUGUUUGGCAUCAGUGAUUUCACAGCAGUCAUAAACCCUCCUCAGGCCUGCAUCCUCGCUGUGGGCCGAGCAAGACCAGAGCUCAAGAUUGUGGAGGAUGAAGAAGGGAAUGAGAAACUUGAGCAGCAUCAACUCAUGACAGUGACUCUCUCAAGUGAUGGUCGAGUGGUGGAUGAUGAACUGGCUUCAAAGUUUCUGGAGACCUUGAAAGCCAAUAUAGAGAAUCCAAUGCGACUGGCCUUAAAUUAAACUCAGUGAAGAUUGCUUCCUGGUUUGGCAACAUAGAUAACAAUUAUAUACUUAGGAUUGUUUUUCUGUAUAGAGGAGUAAAUAGCUGAAGACGGACAGUUAAAAAUAUUUAAUUUAUGAAUUAAUGUGAAACACUCAUGAUUUUAGUCUUCUGUAAUAACCAGGUUUUGUACUGUAAAGCUAAAAGACUUUGAAGUUAACAUACCACAUUUCUUUAAACACUUAGUACCAAUGGCACAAGUUUGCAUAGGAAAAUCAAUCUCAUCUGUUAAAAAACUCAAUAAAACUUCAUGAAAUAUAAAAGGGAAUAAUAGAAUAAUUUGGUUUGGAAGGAACUUUUAAUGGUCAUCUAGUCCAGCUUCUCCUGCAAUGACCAAGGAUGUCUUCUGAGCCCCACCCACCCUGACCUUGAAUGUUUCCAGAGAUGGGGGAUCUUCUGCCUCUCUGGGCAACCUGUUCUGUUACCACCCUCACUGUAAAAAUCUUCCUUAUAUCUAGUUUGAAUCUACCUGCUUUCAGUUUAAAACUACCACCCCUUCUCCUAUUGCAACAGGCCCUGCUAAAAACUUGUUCCAGUCUUUCUUAAAAGCCUCCUUUAAGUAUUGAAAAAAACAGAACUUAAUUGUGCAAGCAGUGUUCUCAUAGAGGUCCCAGUAUGAAAGGUCAAAUUUCGCACACUGAAUAGUUGCCAAUUGAUGCUGUUCUUUGCAUGGAUGGAAUGUAGAUGUAAGUAGAAAAUGUUUCAUCUUCAGUGUAUAUUGAAAUGUUAUUUGGAGGCUCAAGUGCAGUGGCCUGAACUUUAACAGAAUUAGAUUGGUAUCUUUCUUACAUAUUAAUAUCUGCAUGUAAUAUCUGCACAUACUGCAUGUAAAUGUUAUGAAAUAACUGUUUACAGGACCUCAUGAGAAUAUAAAUUGUCAAGAGAAUUGUGGGAGUUUGUUUCUGGUUUGUGCAACUGUUUUUUCCUAAUGAUUUGUAGGAAUUAAUUAUGGCAGCAGCUUAACAAGUAAACAGCUACUUGCAGGACAACCUUUACUUAACACCGGGGAUGAGAGUUUUUGCUAAAUGAGUUUGCUUCUUUAGCUUCUUCUAUCAUGAAUUUCACAAACUAUUAGUUUGACUGGAGAGAUUUUUGAUUACCAGAUAUGGUUUACUGUGCAGGAACGGACAUAGCCAUUCUGUAUUUCCAAGAGUUUUUUACUGAUAAACCAUAUUAAAAUUGGUUCCUGAGGAUUAAUUUGCAAUUUGAAACAAUUGACUUCCAAUUUUUCCAGAACUGUUUGUUAACCUCGUAUUACUGUGAAAAAAAAAAAAAAAAGGACCAAUAUUGUCCUUAAUGUACAAGAAGAUUUCAUUGCUGAAUGUGCUCUGCCCAGGAGAUUUUUCAGGCCAAUUAUAAAUCUGAUUUCCUGCUUUUCACUUUUGCACGAGUUGCUGCAGCGGUGCUGCCCGGCACCCCUAUAUGGUGCUCCCGCAGGUGAGGGCUGCAUGCCUGCUCUCUGUCGCUGCAGUUCUGCUUGCGCUGCGAUCCCCUCUUGAGAGCCAGUGCUUUUCCUGCCCCCUCGGAGCCACUGGAAGGCGCUGUUGCAUGUAAGGAUGGGAUGGGAUGGGAUGUGUGUCCCGUCUCACCCAUUUGGGUGCUCACAUCUAUUGUGCUGUCCCAGCAGGCAAGGUAGAUUCUCCAGGUUAAAUAAACCUUUGGAGCUUUGGAACUGGGCAAGGCUAACACAAGGUCGAAUUGCAGAUUCUUUGCACCUGCCUGCUUUGCCAGCAUUGUUAUUUGAAGCAGAUAUAAUCUGUCAGUUGUCAGCCGCUGAAGGAAAUGUGUGGAGUUCAGAUGUGUGCUAGCAGUCAGAUCUCCUUAAUUCAGAGGAAGUGUACCCUUUGGCAACAUCUAGCACUUCAGCAGAAGUGAGACAACAAAUACCUGCCCAUACAGAUUAAAUGUUCAAUAUCUUGAUGAUUUGGGAAAGGAACAAUGGGUAACUCACCAGAAAGUGAAUAAUUGGUAAUGGGUAUGCUUGAUUUUGAAGCAAAUUUUCCUCGAAGUAAAAUUUUCACAGAUGAAAAAUUUAGCUUUCUGUGUUUUAUUCUGUCAAAUGUCUUCUGACAGCCUAUUUUUUACAUACCAAAGCAAGAAAUACAAUGAAGACAUCUGCUUUUGUGAGUAAUUUUUUAAAAAACAUUAAAAUGGAUAAUAUGUGCUGGAAAUGUGUGCCUUUAGGAUACAUACUGUCUUUGUAUCAUUUUCCAUUGCAGGAGGCAUGAUUGGGAAAAAAAAAAGGUAGCUAUUGUGGACUUCGUGAUUGUUGGCAAAUAUUGUAUUGUGUGUCACACUUUAAUCCCUAAUUGCAAUAUCAGAAUUUUUUUUUUUUUUUUUUUUUUUCCCUGCAAUCUACUCCUUAUAAAAUAAAAUUUCUGUAAUUCCUGCUUGAUGCUGUAUCCUGGACCUCAAGAUGCAGUUUGCCCUUUUGGGUGCCAGGGCACGCUGCUGACUCAUAUGCAGUGAUGUUCUAUUCUGUUUGUCCCUAAAAUGUUGAAGGCAUAAAAAGCAGAUUCCUCUAAGCUGGUACAGCAGUUACAUCCAUAAUAGAUUAAACAGGAAAAAACCUGAUAAGCUGAAAGUAUCUUUCAGCAUGUUCUUUAGUUAAGCAUAAGUUUUGAACUUUAAACUUGGGAUUUCUUUCUGUGUAGUCAUGCUUGAGUGAAGCAGGAGGUGUUCAUGGUAGCCUGCUAGAGAUGUGUAGAAACAUGUCCAAGAAACACAGAAACUUAGGAUAUGGAUGAAAUCACCUCUUGAUUAAACAGGGGUGAAAAUCUCUUACUGGAAGCUUCACAGCCUAUUUUGCAUGUUUACUUUAUAAAAUCUGCAUCUUUCAUCUUUAUCAGUGAAAAACCAUCACUAUUUUUUGCGCUCCUUUGCUUUUAUGUCAAUUUUGUUUCAACCUGUUGGUGUCAUGGUAUAUAAUUAUUCAGAUACAAUAACUAUAGUGUUCUUCCCUUUCUCCAUAAUAAUGGCCCUACCUGUCAGGUUAAACGUUUGUGUCAUUAUGAGAAAAUAAGUAGCUGAAAAUGACAGACAUUUCUGUUUGUUCAGUACCUGUACUAAGGAAAGUGAUUCAUUCUACCUUAAUGAAUGCCACUAUUUAUCUCCUUAAAAGAUAAGAGAACAAGAGAAGAUUCCCUUUUAUACUUUGGAAGUUUUUCUUGUGUCUUAGUCCUAGACAGGAAGAAAGGGCAGCUGUGAACAUUUAUAAUUCUGAUCACUGUUGUAUGAAGAAUGAAGUGAAUUGUUAAAGCAACAGAUCUCUCCUGCAGUUUCAUGACAUUAGACAUAUUAGUCUAUGUGUUGUGCAUUACAGUAUACUCUUCACUUCACUUUGUAGGGAUCUGAGCAAUUGAAGGAUAGUCUCCAUUGACCUAGCCAUCAAUUAAUUCCUGUUUCAGUUGCCUAUUUUAAGAAAUAAUUAUGUUUCAUUUCGCAGCUUUGGUACACUUUUAGUUUCUUCUCUGCCAAAUAAAUUAUAAGCUUACAUAUCUGA